ACGUUGCUUGAGAGAUAGAGAGAAUUUUAGACGUACCCUUUACCGCAGAUUAUAUAUAACACUAUCGACACCACCAUAAUAUUCCACAAAACACCAUCAUAUAUCGAUCUGUCCAUCAUCUCUACAUCUCCAUCUCCAUCUCCAUCUCCAUCUUCAUCUCCAUCUCUCCAUCCAUAUCUUAUUUUCUUCUACAAUAAUCACAAACACAACAACCAUACAUACACAUCGAUCACCAUGGCGACCACUGGUCUAGACUUGUGCCAAGACCUUCCAUCCCUCAUGCGAUCACUGCCCUCCAUCAAAAUCCAAACCCCCAAACAACAACAACAACAACAACAAGAUAACUCAUCCACUAACGACGCCGUCCUCGAAGACGAGUGCUGCCGUACCCCGAAGUCGGAAGCCAGCAAGAUCCCGGCAGUCGUCACCUGCCCGCCGGCGCCCAGAAAGCCGAGAAGGGCUGCCGGCUCCUGCAAGAGGAAGCUGACGGAGCUGCAAUUCUUCGAGGUCGUGAAUCGCGACGAAGUCGAAGCCUUUUUCGGAUCAACCGGUUUGUUCAACAAAAGGAGCUGCCGCGCCAUGUAAAUAAAAACAUCCCAAUUACACGGUUUUUUAAUCUCUUUCAAAUCGCUGUUAUUACACGAGUUUUAUAUACAUAUGAUCGUCCUGAUCUUCCUUGUAUUGUUCAAAUUCAAAAGGCUUGUGUUCUUAUAAAUUUGUAUUACACUGUUCUGAAUUCACAAGUCCAUUGAAUUUUCCAGCCGUUCAAUUUCAGACUUUCUGGCCUAAAUCCCUGAAUGAUAUAUCUCUAUGAAUAUUCAACGUACCACUUUGAGUUUCUUCUGGUU
Molecule: messenger RNA, 848 nt
Organism: Argentina anserina (silverweed cinquefoil)
Lineage: Eukaryota; Viridiplantae; Streptophyta; Magnoliopsida; Rosales; Rosaceae
Product: cyclin-dependent protein kinase inhibitor SMR2-like
Exons: 1
Coding region: 235-585 (116 amino acids)
Biological process (GO): regulation of DNA endoreduplication
Cellular component (GO): nucleus
Source: RefSeq, a predicted model, not a curated record